Messenger RNA from Camellia sinensis, 558 nucleotides. RefSeq lists its product as uncharacterized. The record is from RefSeq and is a predicted model, not a curated record. NCBI's taxonomy places the organism in Eukaryota, Viridiplantae, Streptophyta, Magnoliopsida, Ericales, Theaceae.
AUGACUUCAGUAAUGAGAAUACUCUCAUACGGAGUGGCAGCAGAUGUAGUUGAUGAUUAUGUGCGAAUUGGGAAAAACAUGACAAUUGAAAGUUUGAAAUACUUUUGCAAUUCAAUAAUCAAAAUCUUUGGACCCAAAUACCUUAGAUCUGUAGCAACAACUGAUAUUGCUAGAUUACUUGCUAUUGGGAGGUUCUUGGGUUUCAGGUAUGCUGGGAAGUUUAGAUUGUAUGCAUUGGGGGUGGAAAAAUUAUCCAACGGCAUGGCAAGGUCAAUGCGUAGGCCAUCAGAAAAAGCCAACAUCAUUCUUAAAGCAGUAGUUUCUUAUGACUUGUGGAUUUGGCAUUCAUUUUUUGGAAUGUCUGGAUCACAUAAUGACUUGAAUGUCUUGGAUAGGUCACCCUUAUUUUCUGAUCUUGCCCAAGGUAAAGCGCCACAUGUCCAUUACACUCUUAAUGGACACACUUAUAAUAUGGAUUAUUACCUUGCUGAUGGUAUGUACCCACAAUGGGCAACACUGGUUCAGACAAUAUCUUCACUCCAAGGAGCAAAGAAGUAA